UUGUUUUUCUACUUUAUUUUUCCUCAUUUUUAUAGUGUUAUUAAAAAUGAAGGAUAAAAAAGGGAGAAGUAGAAUGCAAUGUCUCAAAGCAGGAUGUGAUUGUGAUGAAUACACAAAAGAGAAAGGUUUUGAUUUGUGUGCCUAUUGUGAUCAUGCACCAGUUUUACAUAAAGUGGAAGACAAUUUGAAUCUUGUUGAAGAUAUUGAGUUAGCUCAUUUCUCUAAGAGCAAUGCAAUACUAAACACGUUAUCCACCGCUCUCAGUAUGUCAAUCGUGUUAUUUGAACCCCAAUACUAUAAGAAAGAAAACGGAUAUGCUAGCUUUGAAUCAGCUACUUUGAGCCGAAGUGAAAUAGACUUCAGUUUGGACAAUAGAAAGGUAACAAGCCCAUUGAAGAAACAGUGUAUACAACAAGCUAAGCCAUUUCAAGAUACAGCUGGUAAAAUAGUUUUUGCAUCAAAAACUGUACUUCAUCAUAAAAACAGUACUCUCUUUGAGAAUGGUUUAGCCCCGAUCCUGAAUUCUUGCACAGAUGGGAUUAUUGUGUUAAGUGCUUUAAAUCUAACCUUUAGUUUACGCAGCAAGUUGGCUAGAAUAGUAGUCAACCAUAUUAUUCAAAAGAAAGGAUUGCAGUUGAAAUGUUUUCAAUCUGGCACCAAAGACAUUCCAAAUUUUAAACUUCUUUUGGAUCUAAAAGCAGAUGCAUCGGUAAAUAUCGAUUUUACUCAAUUGAAUAUGCAAAAGAAUUAUGAGCAUUGUAGCAACUUUAUGUUUCAAAAAAUUCGACUACAUGCAAAAAAAUUGAUAGGCUUAGUUGCCAAAAAAUAUUCCAUGCAAGAUGGGGUAGAAGAUGAGACAGCUGCUCUUUUGGCUAUUGUGCGAUUGACAUGCUGCAAAUGUUCCAUCCAUUUAUGCAAAGAAGCAAAGAGAAAAUCCUGAACUCCUAGAGUUAAAGAAUGUGGCGAAUCAUUUCUUUUUUUUUAGCCAAUUCAGUUGAAAAUGCUGAGCAAUCAAUUAAUAACAUCAGGAUCUUAUAUAAUGACCUGAAGCUGACACUUCAACCUUUGGUUUAUGCUGUUCCACCAAACAUCGCUGUUGUUGUGUACAACAAUCACAGAUGGUCAUUUGAAACCCCUUUGAAAGCAAUGGAUUUUUCGUUUAAACUGAUUCAAAUCUUGGAUAAGGAAUACAAUAUUAGAGUUUUCCAGCUUGGAUGUUUUUGCAAAUAUAUAUAUAUAUUGUUUUAAUUGCCCUGAUUUUGACGUAUCAUGCCCGAAAGCAAGUGAAUUGGCUUCUGAGUUGAGUUUAUAAGUUUAAUUGACUGUCUUGAAUUGUUAUAAGUUUAGACUGUAUAGUUGCAUAAUGCGUUAAAAAAAAAAAUGUUUGUAGAUGCGGUAAUAAUACAAGUUAAAACAAAUGUAAAUAUUAUGUU
Hydra vulgaris (swiftwater hydra) is the source of this 1433-nucleotide messenger RNA. RefSeq lists its product as uncharacterized. Lineage: Eukaryota; Metazoa; Cnidaria; Hydrozoa; Anthoathecata; Hydridae. The record is from RefSeq and is a predicted model, not a curated record.